AUGCGGGAAAGUUAUGGCGUCCAGUCAAGCAGCAGACUACAAAGCAGUGGGGGCCAAACGUUGAAGCCAUUAGAGCCAGUGGUAGUAUAUGAAUGGACAAAUGAAAGACGAGCCUGGGAAAGAUUUGCUGAGUCGCGUGAUGCUGCAAGAUUGGUGCAAAAGGGAAGCCCGGUUGGGCAUUUAUGGCAUCCUCCUGCCCGGGCUGCUCUGCCUACCUAUGGCGAGUACGAAGCAGCAGGUCUUUUGGUAAAGGCACGCCCCCUAUUUGUGAUCUCAUCGCCAUUUGUUUUCUCAUUUUUUGUUUGGCCUAUCAUGCUUUUUGGGCCACAUGUAAGCCCGCUCGCUGAUGCGUGUAAGUCGUCAAUUCCGGGUCGCGAGCAAUUUACAGUAUAA
Trichoderma harzianum CBS 226.95 is the source of this 393-nucleotide messenger RNA. RefSeq lists its product as hypothetical. Bases 1 to 393 code for a protein of 130 amino acids. Lineage: Eukaryota; Fungi; Ascomycota; Sordariomycetes; Hypocreales; Hypocreaceae. The record is from RefSeq and is a predicted model, not a curated record. The transcript has a single exon.